AUGGCUGACGCGAAUGCCAAAGAGUGGACGCCAGUAUGCGUGGCAUCAACAAGACGAGAAAGUGAGAGAGAGUUAUCAGAUCCGUCACAACUCUCUUCAAAUUCAUCAUCAACAGUCCAAAUCGAGCCAGUGGCGACCUCUGGUGGUGUAUUCAUCGAUCAAGAUACCGAAUUCGGCUAUUUCAAGAGUGCAGAAUGGACGCCAGACGGAACUACUCUGCUGACAGAUUCAGCGAAUCAUUCUAUCAGAACAUGGAUCUUGCCGCCGGAUCUACUGGAGGACAAGCCCAUGCACCAGUUAUCCCCAUACUCAACUCUACUCUCAGCGGAACCGACUUAUGCUACCGCAAUCUAUCCCUUCUACAACCUUCAAGAUCCAUCCACUACUCUAUUCCUCUCAUCUGUUCGUGAUCAUCCAAUUCGGCUAUCAUCAGCCCUAGCUCCCAUAUCAGUGGCGAGCUACUAUCUGGUAAAUCCAAUGACAGAAGCAUUCAUAACUCCGCACUCAAUGAUCUACCCAUCCCUGCUGGGUGGGACCCACUUCCUCACAGGCUCAGAUAGUCUCGUUUGUCUCUUUGACGUGUCCCGAACGGGAGCACAUGGCCCUGUGACCUCAAUGCCAACCAUCCCCAGCAAACGAAAGCAGAUUGUCGGUGGCGGUAUUGGCAUGAAGGGCAUUGUUUCCGCCCUGGCUCUAAACCCCAGUGGGGACGGUAUCCUUGCUGCGGGUACUUUCACCAGACACGUUGGAUUGUACAGCUCAAGUGGCUCGGGUGAGCUCCUUGGGACUUUCAGCGUGGCAAAAACCAACGCAAACCGUGAUAUUGGGGGUCGUGGAGUUACACAGCUUGUAUGGAGUCCCUGUGGCAGAUAUCUGUAUGUCGCCGAGCGUAAGAGUGAUGGCAUUCUGGUUUAUGAUGUUCGAGUUACGGGGCAACUGCUUGGACACUUGCGCGGGCGCAAGGCUCUUACAAAUCAACGCAUGAAAAUUGAUGUUGUUCCAUCUGGUCCUGAUGGCUCUCAUGAGAUUUGGGCUGGUGGUACCGAUGGGUUUAUAAGGGUUUGGAGGAGUCCAGAGCACUGUGCAGGUGGGAAGGAUCCCGAUUGGGAGUUCAAGGUGCAUGAUGAUGCCGUGACGAGUACAAUGUUUCACCCUAUGGGAAGUGUUGUUGCAACCUGCUCUGGGCAGCAACGUCUUGUUUCAGAUGAUUCCUCUGGCGAAUAUAUUCCAGCGGAGAAUCCCGAUAACAGCCUCAAGGUCUGGUCAAUGCCAUUUCUGUUGUCAGAACCCGACACAAACCAUGACUUAGACCCCGCGGUUUGA
This is a messenger RNA of Penicillium roqueforti, 1323 nucleotides long. RefSeq lists its product as uncharacterized. The record is from RefSeq and is a predicted model, not a curated record. Bases 1 to 1323 code for a protein of 440 amino acids. The transcript is spliced from 4 exons. Gene Ontology annotation, molecular function: protein binding. Lineage: Eukaryota; Fungi; Ascomycota; Eurotiomycetes; Eurotiales; Aspergillaceae.